This is a messenger RNA of Arvicanthis niloticus (Nile rat), 1802 nucleotides long. NCBI's taxonomy places the organism in Eukaryota, Metazoa, Chordata, Mammalia, Rodentia, Muridae. The record is from RefSeq and is a predicted model, not a curated record.
GCCACUCGCUCGCCAUGGACACUCCUAGGGUCCUUCUCUGGGCGAUCUUCCUCAUCAGCUUCCUCUGGGAUUUGCCGGGUUUCCAGCAGGCUUCCAUCUCCUCGUCCUCCUCCACCGAAUUGGACUCCACCAAGGACGUGGGGAACCGCAAAGAAGGGAAGAUGCAGCGGACUCCACAAGAGAGUGCGGAGGGCCGGACGCCCCAAGAGCACCGGCCGCGGCAGAACGAGCUCCGGCGGCGGCCGCCUGGACAAUCUCAGGGGCAGGAGCCGCCGGGCAGGGGGCCGCGCGUGGUGCCUCACGAGUACAUGCUGUCAAUCUACAGGACUUACUCCAUUGCCGAGAAGCUGGGCAUCAAUGCCAGCUUUUUCCAGUCUUCCAAGUCAGCUAAUACGAUCACUAGCUUUGUAGACAGAGGACUGGACGAUCUCUCGCACACUCCUCUCCGGAGACAGAAGUAUUUGUUUGAUGUGUCCACGCUCUCAGACAAAGAAGAGCUGGUGGGCGCAGAGCUGAGGCUUUAUCGCCAGGCGCCCCCAACGCCCUGGGGGCCACCUGCCCGACCGCUGCACUUGCAGCUUUUCCCCUGUUUGUCCUCAUUGCUACUGGACUCCAGGACCCUGGAUCCUCAGGGGCUAACCCAGGCCGGCUGGGAAGUCUUCGACGUGUGGCAGGGCCUGCGCCCUCAGCCCUGGAAGCAGCUGUGUUUGGAGUUGCGGGCAACCUGGGGUGAGCUGGACGCCGGCGAUACCGGGGCGCGCGGGAGGGGUCCCCAGCAGCCACCGCCUCUGGACCUGCGGAGUCUGGGCUUCGGUCGGAGGGUGCGGCCGCCCCAGGAGCGCGCCCUGCUUGUCGUGUUCACCAGAUCGCAGCGCAAGAACCUGUUCACUGAGAUGCAUGAGCAGCUAGGCUCUGCAGAGGCUGCGGGAGCAGAGGGGUCAUGGCCAGCGCCGUCGGGUGCCCCAGACGCCGGGUCUUGGCUGCCCUCGCCCGGCCGCCGGCGGCGACGCACCGCCUUCGCUAGCCGUCAUGGCAAGCGACACGGCAAGAAGUCAAGGCUGCGCUGCAGCAGAAAGCCUCUGCACGUGAAUUUUAAGGAGUUAGGCUGGGACGACUGGAUUAUCGCGCCCCUAGAGUACGAGGCCUAUCAUUGCGAGGGCGUGUGCGACUUUCCGCUGCGCUCGCACUUGGAGCCCACCAACCACGCCAUCAUCCAGACGCUGAUGAACUCCAUGGACCCGGGCUCCACCCCACCCAGCUGCUGUGUUCCCACCAAAUUGACUCCCAUCAGCAUCCUGUACAUCGACGCGGGCAAUAAUGUGGUCUACAAGCAGUACGAGGACAUGGUAGUGGAGUCCUGUGGCUGUAGGUAGCGGUGCUGUCCCGCCGCCUGGGCCAGGGACCAUGGAGGGAGGCCUGACUGCUGAGAGAGGAGCAGGAGCUGGCCUGGAAGAGGCCACAGGUGGGGGCAGCAUGAAAGUAGGAGCACAGUGAGAGAGGAGGCAGCCCAGUCUUUCCAGAACCAUCCCAAACUCAGAAGCAUCUAAGGGUUUCACACUUUGCCUGGCCAUUCCGGAAAGACUAGACAAGAAGGAUUAUUUUAUUAGUAUGCUUUUUUUCCCAUCUUGGUCUUGAUAGGACAUGGAAGGAGGGAAGAUGUGUAUCUGUUCACAAGUGUUCUGUGGGAGGAGGGCGUGAGAGAAAUAACCAAUUACUGUUGCCCCCAUCUCAGAUUGGUUGUUUCUACCUGUGUAAGAAAGUGAGACCUUUUGAGUUUUUCAAGCCAAGUCACAGCUGGCAUC